Messenger RNA from Lingula anatina, 1636 nucleotides. RefSeq lists its product as uncharacterized. Gene Ontology annotation, molecular function: GTP binding; GTPase activity. The record is from RefSeq and is a predicted model, not a curated record. Lineage: Eukaryota; Metazoa; Brachiopoda; Lingulata; Lingulida; Lingulidae.
UUUUGCGAGCUUGCAAAAAUCAGUAGAUGACAUCGAUUCAAACACCAAACUAACUAACAAAUUAAAACCAGUCUGAACCGGGGCUAGGCUUGUGAUUAUCAUUAUUAUGAAAGUCCACUGCGUCAGCAUGGGAGAUGACAGUCAAUUUCCUAUGGUGGUCACUGGUCGGUGAUGCUUGACAUAUCAUAAGCGAAAGAAGGAAGAUAACGAUCUUCUGUUGUCUGAUUGUCCUAGUGUCAUACUUAUUUUGGCCAAAGGUAGAGUCAUAAGCAACUUGGCAAGACGCAACAAAAAAGUAAAGAUGUCAGAUGUUUGGGAACCGAGUCGCAGAAGCAGCGUUUAUGAAGGAAUGGCCCGCCGGCUUACCAACCCGGGAGUGAAGGCUCCAGAGUUCAAAGCAAUUUUAUUAGGAGAGGCGGGGGUCGGGAAAACUUGCCUUUUUCGACGGUUUAUAGGACAGUCGUUUCCAAGUGGAACAAAAACCACAGUGGCUUCGCAAGCGAGUGAUAAGAAAGUGUACGAGACAGAUGACGGAGAUAUACAGGUCACGUACUGGGACACGGCGGGUAUGGAACGAUUGGCGUCACUUACAGAAACGUAUUACCGCAAUACAAAUGUUGCCAUUAUCUUGUUCGACGUCACACGAAGAGACACAUUCGACCGAGUCAUUUUCUGGGUGGAAAAUAUCCAAGAGAGACGCCAUAACAAAGACCCGACAAAAGACAUAAAAAUCAUUCUCGUGAUGAACAAAAUAGAUUUGCGGACUUCUACCGGAAGUGAUACGGAUUUUGUGACGUCAUCCGAGGUCAUGAAGUUCAUUGAGAAUCACCAAAAUGGCUCCAAAAUUCAGGCACUGUAUGAAGUCUCUGCUAAAACGAUGGAGGGAGUGGAUGAAUUGCAGAGCUUUGUGGUCAAAUGUCUGAGCGAAGAACGAAGAACAUACGCCACCAUGGACAGAGAUAUAAAAAGCUUAAAAUUAGACAAUGACUAUCGCAGCCCAAAAUUCAGUCUAAAAGCAUGGGUCAAGAAAAGUUGUGGUUUUUAAUUAAUCUAUGUACAAAAAAACUUUUUUGCCAUGUAACUCUACUGACGACAGCGGUUAAAAAAUUAAGUUCACAUCACAUCCCCAGCAUACAGCAAGACAAUCAAAUUUUAAUAGACUGCCGUCAAUGUUUCAGCGCCAUGGUGUGACCAAGGGGACUUUGCAGGCACGAUAUUCGAAUCAACAAUACAAAGUCCGUUCAAUUUCACUCUGGCCCUUAUCACCCUGAGUUUCAGAGGUCAAUGUGUCACUGGAAAAGACACAGGUAUGCUGAUUGCAGAGAGCCAAGAGUUUCCAGUGACCUCUAAACAUCAGGAUGACCCUUGCACAAAUUCUGUUUAAAGGAAUUUUUGACAAAUUAUUUUCACAAGAUGACAAUUACUUCGUCAACCAUAGCUAAUUAAGUUGCAGUUUCUACAUCCGAAUGCAAAUCUUUUCAAUUGAUCCGCCAUAUUUGAUCCGUGGAUUUGUUAGUCCACUGUUCGGUAUGCGCUCUAUGUAAAUAUGGAUCUUUGAUCCACAGUGUAAAUUGGUUCUACUAGACUAGCAUACGUUUCUCUAGCAAUGAAGACGAAAUAUAUUCCAAAAUCAGCA